ACAACUACCACCCAUCCAUCAAACUCUCUCAAGAGCAUUCCUACACCAGCAUAAACUUCCUGGACAUCAUGGUAAGCUUCAACAAUGAUAGCCUACAGACAACUAUUUUCAAGAAACUAUCACCACAUCUACCAUCACCACCUCACACACACCAAGAAACCUGUUCUCUACAGCCAGGUCUAUGCAAUAUUAGUUAGUCACCCACCUGCUCCAAAUGAUCACCUAACACCAACACCUGUAUCAUACACAGCUGGCUUCUACAGGAUUCCUGUCAUUGGUCUGACAACACGCUUGUCUAUAUAUUCUGAUAAGAGCAUCCACCUGUCCUUCCUGCGCACUGUCCCACCGUACUCUCACCAGUCCAAUGUCUGGUUUGAGAUGAUGCGAGUGUACAACUGGAAUCACAUCAUACUCAUAGUCAGUGAUGACCAUGAGGGUCGCGCUGCACAGAAGAAACUGGAGACACUGCUGGAAGAGAGAGAAUCCAAGAGUAAAAAAAGGAACUAUGAAAACCUCGACCAACUUUCCUAUGACAACAAGCGAGGACCCAAGGCUGAGAAAGUUCUUCAGUUUGACCCGGGAACCAAAAAUGUGACUUCACUACUGCUUGAAGCGAAGGAGCUGGAGGCUCGGGUUAUCAUCCUCUCUGCAAGUGAGGAUGACGCCGCCACAGUGUACAGAUCGGCAGCUGUGCUCAAUAUGACGGGCUCAGGAUACGUGUGGCUGGUGGGGGAGAGAGAGAUAUCUGGCAAUGCCCUGCGAUACGCCCCUGACGGGGUGAUUGGUUUGCAGCUCAUUAACGGGAAGAACGAGUCAGCUCACAUCAGCGAUGCUGUCGCAGUGGUAGCUCAGGCAGUGCAUGACUUAUUCGAGAAGGAGAAUAUCACAGACCCCCCAAGAGGCUGCGUUGGGAACACCAACAUCUGGAAGACUGGCCCUCUUUUCAAGAGAGUGUUGAUGUCGUGCAAGUACACUGAGGGUGUGACCGGGAGAGUGGAGUUCAAUGAAGAUGGGGACAGGAAAUUCGCCAAUUACAGCAUCAUGAACCUGCAGAACCGGAAACUGGUUCAAGUUGGGGUAUACAAUGGCAGCCAUGUCCUUCCCAAUGACCGGAAGAUCAUCUGGCCUGGGGGAGAGACAGAGAAACCUGCGGGCUAUCAGAUGUCAACCAAAUUGAAGAUUGUGACAAUUCACCAAGAGCCUUUUGUGUACGUGAAAGCAACACAAGCUGAUGGAACAUGUAAGGAAGAAAUUACCAUCAAUGGAGACCCCGUGAAAAAGGUCUUUUGCACUGGACCCAAUGAGACCAUCCCAGGCCGCCCCACUGUGGCACUGUGCUGCUAUGGCUUCUGCAUUGACCUGCUGAUCAGACUUGCAGGGGUGAUGAAUUUCACCUACGAAGUUCACCUGGUUGCUGAUGGUAAAUUUGGCACACAGGAGCGGGUCAAUAACAGCAAUAAGAAGGAGUGGAACGGGAUGAUGGGGGAGCUCCUGAGUGGCCAGGCAGACAUGAUCGUGGCGCCCCUCACCAUCAACAAUGAGCGUGCGCAGUACAUCGAAUUCUCCAAGCCCUUCAAGUACCAGGGGCUUACCAUCCUGGUGAAGAAGGAAAUCCCCCGCAGCACCCUCGAUUCAUUCAUGCAGCCUUUCCAGAGCACACUGUGGCUGCUGGUGGGACUCUCAGUGCAUGUGGUGGCCGUGAUGUUAUAUCUCUUAGACCGGUUCAGCCCCUUUGGCCGGUUCAAAGUUAACAGUGAGGAAGAGGAGGAAGAUGCACUGACCCUCUCCUCGGCCAUGUGGUUCUCUUGGGGAGUGCUGCUGAACUCUGGGAUCGGAGAAGGUGCUCCCCGGAGUUUCUCUGCUCGUAUCCUUGGCAUGGUGUGGGCUGGCUUUGCUAUGAUCAUUGUGGCUUCCUACACUGCCAACCUGGCUGCCUUCCUGGUGUUAGACAGACCUGAAGAGAGAAUCACAGGCAUUAACGACCCUAGGCUGCGGAACCCCUCCGAUAAAUUCAUCUACGCCACGGUGAAGCAGAGCUCGGUGGACAUUUACUUCCGGCGGCAGGUGGAGCUGAGCACCAUGUACCGGCACAUGGAGAAGCACAACUACGAGAGCGCUGCCGAAGCCAUCCAGGCCGUCAGGGACAGCAAGCUCCAUGCCUUCAUCUGGGACUCGGCAGUGCUGGAGUUUGAAGCCUCCCAGAAGUGUGACCUGGUGACAACAGGGGAGCUUUUCUUCCGCUCUGGCUUUGGGAUUGGGAUGCGCAAAGACAGCCCCUGGAAGCAGAAUGUCUCCCUGGCCAUCCUCAAAUCCCACGAAAACGGCUUCAUGGAGGAUUUGGACAAGACUUGGGUGAGGUAUCAGGAGUGUGAUUCCCGUAGCAAUGCUCCAGCAACACUCACCUUUGAAAAUAUGGCAGGUGUAUUUAUGCUGGUGGCUGGAGGUAUUGUUGCCGGGAUAUUUUUAAUAUUCAUAGAAAUAGCUUACAAAAGGCAUAAGGAUGCGCGGAGGAAGCAGAUGCAGCUGGCGUUUGCGGCCGUUAAUGUGUGGCGGAAAAACCUGCAGUCCUCUCUCUCUCUUGUGGCGCUAGGAUUCAGCUUCAGAAAAGGCCCAGAGCAUUUUUUUUUAGUGGAUAGAAAAAGUGGUAGAGCAGAACCUGACCCUAAAAAGAAAGCCACUUUUAGGUCCAUCACCUCCACCCUGGCCUCCAGCUUCAAGAGACGUAGGUCCUCCAAAGAUACGCAGUAUCAUCCCACUGACAUCACCGGGCAGCUCAACCUCUCCGACCCCUCAGUCAGCACUGUGGUGUGACGUCCUCCAGCAGGAGCCAUCAGUCCCUAGUUUAAGACGGCCCAGCCCAGGACUUCCUUUCAAAGGGACACUGAUGGGUCCUUACUGGUGAGUCAAGAGGGAUGCAUCCUUCAUCCAUACGCAGUGACUUCAUUGUCUCUCUUCUGCCCUUCCUGGUCCCGCUGACACAUAAUGCCCCAGAUUGCACUACAGAACUAGGGACCAUUCUGGAGCUGCACUGUACAGAGAUGAUCACUUCCGUGUCAUGCUAUGUUUUAGUCAGUAUUGCCACUGGCUGCAGAUGAGUUGGAAUUAAGGCAAGAGGAGACGGCUCUGAACAGCCCACGGCACCUGGCCGUCUCACAGAGCAGCAGCAGGAAACGCAGGGAAGGAGUGGAUGUUGCAUCCUUUGCAGGAGGUGGAGGACAAUUUGCUGAGAUCUUGUUUGUUCCUAAGCGCGUGUAUGGACUAUCAUAGCCUCUGCCACAUACUUCACAUGCCACAGGAGGACUGUGACAUGGUCUGGUAGCACUGGAGCUGCUGGUUCCUGUCCAUAACUCAGCACACAAGGCACACGUCUGCCUCUGUUCUGGUGUCGUCAUUUCAUGGAGCAGGUGCAGCCACACAGUCCGUUGAUGAAACAUGUUCCCUCUGGCUACAGUUGGGAAGAGCCUUUUCUCCAGCUCUCUCCAUUUCCAGAUGAUGAUAAAGUCCACAGCUCCCUAUUCAUCCACCCCUCCUGUCUGCACCAAGCCAGCCCCUCCCCUGCAUCCACAUUAGCCAUCUGUUUCUACAUGGCCAUUUGCUAUAUGAGUAACACUGGCACCACCUCCCUCAGCUCCCCACUGCUGGCACCACUCCACCCUGCUGUGACAGAGGUGGCUCGGAGAACCAUUGCUGGCUGCUUGGUGAGGUCCUGUCAGUGUGUUUUGAGCUCCCCUUGAAGCCGUCUGCACACAAGACAUUUGUAUGGGCCAGAUCACACUGAGCACCGCUGCAGAUGGAUGUCCAGACCAGCAGCGCCAUAUUUAGUAAUAAGGCAAAGCAGCGUUGGUACCAGGCACUGGCGCACACUGAGAUCACUGCUCUGGAUAGUUUGGUCCAUCCCUUGUCUUUGCCAUCCACCUUGCUGCCCCAGCAUCUCCAUAGCUCACGCCGCAGCAAUGUAUUUCAUAGCAAACGGCCAAAGGCUUUCUGCCCCGUCCCCUCACAGGGGCUAGACUGACGUUCCUGCUGAAUGCCCUCAAGUGCUUCUAGUGUCACAGUGUGGCCUCCCAGCACCACUGAUGAGGGCUGUUGUGAGCAGUGUGCCCUGGGCAUGAAUACGGUGCUACACACACACUGGCAGGAUCCUUACCCACUGGACCUGCACUCAACAUUGAACUGGAAAAGUGAGCUCACUAGUGCCACCACCAGGCCUCCUCUGAACACGCCACAAGAGCUCGCAGUCAGCCUGGCACCACUGGCAUCUCUACAGUCAGCGCCUAGGCACAGCCCACCCAUCAUGGUGACCGAGUCACCACCACACAUUCAACGGACGAGCCGCAGAAGAGGGGGCACUCGGAGGGACACUUGCCCAUUCCCAAGGUUCUUGUCCAUGCUCUGCCCGAUUCAUCCCGCCUCGUACAUCUCCAGCCGCUGUUGUCUCCUGUCAGGCAGCGGGGAAUGAACGUGGCCAGCAGUGCUGGCCUGUAACCCCACUGCACUGUCUAGUCAAUUCUCUAGCAACUGCACAGCAGGCAGGCACUACCCCGUGUACAGUGUGUCGUGUGUGUGCAAAGCUGUUGGUAUAUUUAACUCUUGCAUGUGGAAUGUAGAUACAUUUUUUAAAAGCAAACCUGUCUGCAGUGUGACACUCCAACGCAGCCCCACCUGGGUGCGCUGGCCGGUCUGUGCCAGGGUGUGCCGUAGCAGCAGCUACCUUCCCCUCCAAUACUUUAACCCCAGGGCUGGUGGCCACUGCAGAAGGAAUUGGACUGUACAGUAUUUCCAGACUCAGUGGGUCAGAUCCUCAGCUGGCAUAAAUCAGCGUACCUCCGUUGACUGCAGUGGCACUAUUGAUUCCAGUCAGGCGAGGCCAGUUUACACCAGCUGAGAAUUUGGCCCACACUAUGUAUACUUCGGUGUCAUGUAACUUAAAACACCCCUUUGCCAGAGCUGGGUAAAGUCCAAACUGGACCAUAAAGAGGUUUAUUCCACUGC
This is a messenger RNA of Chelonoidis abingdonii (Abingdon island giant tortoise), 4992 nucleotides long. It is a transcript of the gene GRIN1, whose product is annotated as glutamate ionotropic receptor NMDA type subunit 1. Gene Ontology annotation, biological process: monoatomic ion transport. The record is from RefSeq and is a predicted model, not a curated record. NCBI's taxonomy places the organism in Eukaryota, Metazoa, Chordata, Testudines, Testudinidae. Gene Ontology annotation, cellular component: membrane. Gene Ontology annotation, molecular function: ligand-gated monoatomic ion channel activity; signaling receptor activity.